Molecule: messenger RNA, 615 nt
Organism: Fulvia fulva
Lineage: Eukaryota; Fungi; Ascomycota; Dothideomycetes; Mycosphaerellales; Mycosphaerellaceae
Exons: 2
Coding region: 1-615 (204 amino acids)
Source: RefSeq, a predicted model, not a curated record
AUGUACAAAACUCACUCCGUUUUUUCUGUAACUUCACACAGCGCCAAAGCCUCGAAGAGCGCAAACGCGACGUCCCAAAUGUCAGACAUGUCCACCUCUGAGGCAACAUCAGGCAUCGACUGGAACAAAUACCCGCUCAUGCGCCUCACCAUCCGCCUCCUGCACGAAGACUUCCCCAACAUGUCCGCCACAGAGCGCAUCAAGAUCUUCAAUGCUAUUUUCACAUACGAGCUGAUCGCCGAGUGUGGCUUCGAGGAUGGCAUCACCGACAAGAACUGGGAGACCAUCGCCACAGAGUGGCGCGGCCGCAACAAGUCCAAGAAUAAGGCGUCAUGGGACGAGAUCACGAAGUGGCCGAGAAUUGGAGAGGAAGGUGAGCGCUUCAAGCAACUCCGUGAGCAGGUCCACGAGCAGGCCAAGGAGAUGGGGCAUGUCUUCUUGCCAGUGUACAACUCGAAUGAUGGGGUUGGUGCUGUGGCCGGACGUGGUAUUCGAGUGCCGAUUAAGACGAAGCAGAGUGUUCAGGACGAGUCUUCAUCUGAAGAUGAGGUCGAGCAGAAGCAGAAGCCGAAGAAGAAGAAGAAGAAGAAGAAGAAGACGAAGGUCGUUCGUUGA